GAUUCUCAUUUCGGUUCGAGAGACGAAGCGGCUCUUCCUCGCUGCUCUCUCCCUCCAUCUUCCUCCUCCUUUUCCUCCUCCUCCUCCUCCUCUUCCUCAGACGGUCGGUCCGACUCCUCGCCUUCGCCGCCUCCAUCAUCAUCCUCGGAGCCAGUCGACCCCUGACCCUCACCAUGGCAACGGUCAUCAGCACGCGCUUCUCCGAUGAGUAUCAGCUGUACGAGGAGCUGGGGAAGGGAGCGUUCUCCGUGGUGCGGCGCUGUGUGAAGGUUCUAUCGGGUCAGGAAUAUGCUGCCAAGAUCAUCAACACCAAGAAGCUGUCUGCUAGAGAUCACCAGAAGUUGGACCGAGAAGCUCGGAUCUGUCGGCUGCUGAAGCAUCCCAACAUCGUUCGGCUUCAUGACAGCAUCUCAGAGGAGGCGCACCAUUACCUCAUCUUCGACCUGGUUACAGGUGGAGAGCUAUUUGAAGACAUCGUAGCAAGAGAAUAUUACAGUGAAGCCGAUGCCAGCCACUGCAUCCAGCAGAUCCUGGAGGCGGUGCUUCACUGUCAUCAGAUGGGCGUGGUCCACCGAGAUCUUAAGCCAGAGAACCUGCUGCUGGCCUCCAAGUCUAAAGGAGCGGCGGUGAAACUGGCUGACUUCGGCCUCGCCAUCGAGGUGGAGGGCGACCAGCAGGCCUGGUUUGGCUUUGCGGGAACUCCAGGCUACCUGUCUCCAGAGGUCCUGAGGAAGGACCCAUACGGGAAGGCGGUGGACCUCUGGGCCUGCGGCGUGAUCCUCUACAUCCUGCUGGUGGGCUACCCUCCGUUCUGGGACGAAGACCAGCACCGCCUCUACCAGCAGAUCAAAGCCGGAGCCUACGACUUUCCUUCCCCGGAGUGGGACACGGUGACACCCGAAGCCAAAGACCUGAUCAACAAGAUGCUGACCAUCAACCCGGCCAAACGCAUCACCGCCGCUGAGGCGCUCAAACACCCCUGGAUCUCUCACCGCUCCACCGUGGCUUCCUGUAUGCAUCGCCAAGAGACGGUUGAAUGUUUGAAGAAAUUCAACGCCAGGAGGAAGCUGAAGGGGGCCAUCCUGACCACCAUGCUGGCCACCAGGAACUUCUCCGGAGGAAAGAGCGGCAGCAACAAGAAGGCCGACGGAGUCAAGGAGUCGUCUGAGAGCACCAACACCACCAUCGAGGACGAAGACACCAGAGUGAGGAAACAGGACAUCAUUAAAGUGACGGAGCAGCUCAUCGAGGCCAUCAGUAAUGGAGACUUUGAGAGCUACACGAAGAUGUGCGACCCGGCGGUGACGGCGUUCGAACCCGAGGCUUUGGGGAACCUGGUCGAAGGCUUGGACUUCCACCGCUUUUAUUUUGAAAACUUAUGGUCCAAGAACAACAAGCCGGUGCACACCACCAUCCUGAACCCCCACAUCCACCUGGUGGGCGACGAGGCAGCCUGCAUCGCCUACAUCCGGGUCACGCAGUACAUCGACUCCAACGGCACGCCGCGCACAGCCCAAUCAGAGGAGACCAGGGUGUGGCACCGCCGGGACGGGAAAUGGCAAAUCGUCCACUUCCACCGCUCAGGAUCGCCCUCCACCCUCAGCAACUAAUGUCCUCCUCCAGAGUGGGCGGGGCUCUAAUGGGGCUGCUGUCGCCUUGACAACGGGAUGAUUGACAGCAGGCCAGUUGUUGUCUGACACCAACCAUUCAGGAUUUUCUUUGAGACGUUGGAGGAGGAGGCUGCGGGGUCAGAAAGCUUCAGUCAUCCAGCAGUGAAUCCCAUCACCAAUUAACCAAUCAGUCAUCCAACCAAUCACACGGCUUUGUAACCGAACAAUCAUCUUGCUCCGUGCAGUGGGUAGGAAACCUUGUAUCUCCAGAUGUAUGCACACAGCGCCCCCUUGUGGUCAGAAGCUCUCAUUGAUUAAAGUGUGUGGUUAGCUCUGACCUCUUUGAUGCUACUGAGCAUGUGCAGAAAGCUCUGCGCUUUCAUCAUCAUGUCAGACGUUUAUUAUCAACUAAUCUGAAUCUGAAAAUCAUCAGAACCAAUCACAUUGAUCCCAAGGAGCCUGAAGUAGUCUGAGAUACAAGGUUUCCCCCUGCUGGUCACUUUUGAUAUCUGCAGUAAUAAAUAAGAUUUAGUUUAUUGUCAUCUUUAGACUUAAAAUAUAAAUAAGUUGUAAUAUUGAUUAUCUGCUGAUUGCAGAGUUUAUUAUAACAUCUCAUUUACACACACACAUACACACACACACACACACAUAUACACAUCUCUACCUGACAUGCACACUGCACCCUCUGGGGUUCAGAGAGUGACAGAAACUUCCUCCACUUUCGAUCUUCCACUAACACCACCCACCUAGGAGGGCUUAACGAGCUAGCUUAACGAGCUAGUUUAACGAGCUAGCUUAGCGAGCUAUCUGCUGCCUGCUCCUCCUCCACGGCUCUUUCAGCUGGAGGAAAUUUAUCGUUCUGGUUGAAAAGUUUUUCAUCUAGAAACAGGAAGAGGAAGUGACCUCAGGUCUGUGGACUUGAUGUCUGUAAGACUCGUUCUGCUGGGAGAUUCUAG
Molecule: messenger RNA, 2566 nt
Organism: Xiphophorus couchianus (Monterrey platyfish)
Lineage: Eukaryota; Metazoa; Chordata; Actinopteri; Cyprinodontiformes; Poeciliidae
Gene: camk2a
Product: calcium/calmodulin-dependent protein kinase II alpha
Exons: 18
Coding region: 174-1610 (478 amino acids)
Biological process (GO): protein phosphorylation
Molecular function (GO): calcium/calmodulin-dependent protein kinase activity; calmodulin binding; ATP binding
Source: RefSeq, a predicted model, not a curated record